AGUAAGACAUUCAGCCUACUGAGCCACCCAGGUACCCCUGAACAACAUGUUCCAGAAGUUUCUCAGCAAGGAAUGCAUGAAAGGAAACAUGUGGUAAGAAAGGAUGGAGCAGAAAAAUGGAAGUUCCUUCACUGGGUUUAUCCUGCUGGGCUUCUCUGACCGGCCUCAACUCGAGCGAGUCCUCUUUGUGGUUCUUCUGAUCUUCUAUCUGCUCACCCUGCUGGGAAACACGACCAUCAUUGCACUGUCCCGCCUGGACCCACACCUUCACACUCCCAUGUACUUUUUCCUCUCCAACCUAAGCUUUCUGGACCUGUGUUACACGACCAGCACUGUUCCUCAGCUCCUGGUUCAUCUCAGGGGAGCAGACAAGUCUAUCUCCUAUGGCGGCUGUGUAGCUCAGCUGUUCUUCUCUUUAGGGUUGGGAUGCACAGAAUGCUUCCUUUUAGGGGUGAUGGCAUUUGACCGCUACGCAGCCGUCUGCAGGCCCCUGCACUACACGGUGAUCAUGCACCCUCGUCUCUGUGCCCUGAUGGCAUCUGUGUCAUGGUUCACUGGUUUUGCCAACUCCUCAAUGGAGACGGUGCUCAUUUUCCUUGUACCACUUUGUGGGAGAAAUAAAAUAGAUCACUUCUUUUGUGAGGUUCCCCCACUGCUCAAGCUUGCCUGUGUUGACACCACUGUGAUUGAGUCAGAGAUCUUAUUUUUCAGCAUUAUCUUUCUUUUCAUACCUGUGGCAUUGAUCACAUUCUCGUAUGGUCAGAUUGUCAGGGCAGUGUUAAGAAUAAAGUCAACUGCAGGGCAGAGGAAAGUGUUUGGGACAUGUGGGUCCCACUUCACGGUGGUCUCCCUGUUCUAUGGCACGGCCAUCUGUGCUUACCUCCAACCCAGCAACAACUAUUCUCAGGAUCAGGGCAAGUUCAUUUCUCUCUUCUAUACCAUUGUCACCCCUAUGGCCAACCCCUUCAUCUAUACCCUGCGGAACAAGGAUGUGAUGGGCGCAAUGAAGAAUGUGUUCUGUCGGGGCUAUGACUCCAGAUGACUAGGGUGUCAGAUGACGGAAGACUUUGAAUGUGAGAGCCUUUAAGAUUUUGUGUCCUGCAUGUGUCUUCCAACAUUUUCCCUGACGACUCUCAAGGGAAUUUCCUU
Messenger RNA from Hyaena hyaena (striped hyena), 1149 nucleotides. Its product is annotated as putative olfactory receptor 2B8. Lineage: Eukaryota; Metazoa; Chordata; Mammalia; Carnivora; Hyaenidae. Gene Ontology annotation, molecular function: G protein-coupled receptor activity; olfactory receptor activity. The record is from RefSeq and is a predicted model, not a curated record. Gene Ontology annotation, cellular component: membrane. The transcript has 2 exons. Gene Ontology annotation, biological process: G protein-coupled receptor signaling pathway. The coding region runs from base 104 to 1042 and encodes 312 amino acids.